This is a messenger RNA of Dendronephthya gigantea, 1746 nucleotides long. Its product is annotated as basic salivary proline-rich protein 1-like. NCBI's taxonomy places the organism in Eukaryota, Metazoa, Cnidaria, Anthozoa, Malacalcyonacea, Nephtheidae. Bases 121 to 1722 code for a protein of 533 amino acids. The record is from RefSeq and is a predicted model, not a curated record. The transcript has 2 exons.
AGCAACUGGCAGCCAUCUUUCAAGACUGGUUUGGAAAUUUAAAGCUAUAUUUUAUCGAUUUUUCUUGAAAUAAUAUCAUUUUAGUUAUGAAUUUCGUACACUUUAAUAAAUGACAUCAACAUGAAUCCAAAUCAGUAUCCAACAGGUCAAAAUGCCGCCCAGUACAUACCACAAUAUGCUGGUUAUAUGCCGACAGACCAAGCUAGUUAUUAUCCAGCUGCUUAUCCAGCUUACCCGGCGUAUCCAGGUUAUGCUGCCGUCGCAGGUCCUAUGGAUCCACAGUAUAUGGGAUAUUAUGGUAUGACUAGUGCACUUCCUCCAUCCACUACAAUUCCUACAUCACAAGCUCCAUCAGCAACCAAUAACCAGGGUGUUACAGGCCAACAGGACUUUGUAAAACAAUAUGAAGAAUGGAAGAAGCAGUAUGACCAGUGGCUUGAAAGAACCAAGGACCAUCCAGACCAGCAACAGUUUCAACAAUGGCAACAACAAAUGAAACAGUGGGAACAAAAUUUAUCACAAGUCUUGCCAGCACAACCACCAGCUGAUAAACAACAACCACCAUUACCUUCACAACCAACAAAUCCAAGUAAAACUAAUGUUUCAGGACAAACAGCACCAUUCAGUCAAUCAGGUUAUUCUGCUCCAACAGGUUAUUCAUCUCAAACAACUUAUUCUGGUCAACCUAGACAAUCUGGUCCUACUAGUUAUACUGGUCAGACUGGCCAAUCAGGUCAAACCAGUUAUUCUGGUCAAACAGGUUACUCCAGUCAGGCAGGGCAAAAGGGACCUGAAUACAGCCAGCAAUCUCUAAGUCAGCAAAUGGGACCACAACAGCCGAACACAACACAGACUACACAAAGUUUUGAAAAGCGAACUCCUCACAGUACAUAUUCAACACAAACCAGACAGCAAAAUAUGGGAGGCUAUCAAUCACAAUCGCAACCUCAAAACCAGUAUCAAAAUAAACAGAAUUAUCAAUCAGGUUUUAGCCAGCCCCAGAGACCUAAUGCACCAUCUCAAUUUAACAAUUCAUCAAAUGAAGGGAACUACUCCAGAAGCCAAGGCCCACCUUCUUGGCAACAAUCUCAACCAGGGCAGGGAAAUAAUUCCAACCAGCAUUUAUAUGAUCAAGAACAACCUGUUGAUCAGUAUGAUACCAAUCAAUCAUACCAUCAACCAACCCAAAAUCAAAACAGAUUUCCACAACCAAAUGCCGACACUUACCAAAACCAGUAUGGUGAAUCAUACGGAGGAGACCAAUCUCAAACAUCAAAUGCUGCAUACCAACAAAAAGGGCCACGAUUCUCACCAAGAGGCCCAGGUGUAGGACCUCAGGGUCAAAGACCAGGACCAUGGCCCAGAGGACAAGCUCCAAGAGGUCCUAGGCCUAGAGGUCCCGGUGGGCCAAGAGGUCCGAAUUUACAGGGUCCUGGAGGUGCAGUUUCACAAAGACCUAGAGGUCCACCUUACCAUAGUCCCACUCCCAGAGGUCCACCGUCUCAAGGUCCCAGAGGCCCAGCAUCGCAAGGUCCCAGAGGUCCACUAUCUCAAGGUCCCAGAGGUCCACCAUCUCAAGGUCCCAGAGGUCCACCAUCUCAAAGCCCUAGAGGUCCAGCUGCUCCUCAAGGUCCCAGAGCUCCUGUUUCUCAAAGUCCCAGAGGUCCAGUUUUACAAGGCCCUACCCAUGCUAGUUCCCAACAUCCUAGAGGUCCAGCAUAACACAGGUUCCCAGAGGUCCUGGAC